Messenger RNA from Penicillium verrucosum, 933 nucleotides. RefSeq lists its product as uncharacterized. Bases 1 to 933 code for a protein of 310 amino acids. The transcript is spliced from 2 exons. The record is from RefSeq and is a predicted model, not a curated record. Lineage: Eukaryota; Fungi; Ascomycota; Eurotiomycetes; Eurotiales; Aspergillaceae.
AUGCAUGAGCUCUUCUCUCUUCUCGAAUCCCUACGGCACCCAAUCCAAGAUCUUGGUAUUCGCAACCUGCAAGCGGAUAACCCCAAAGACCCGAAAACACUUGCGAAAAUGGGAAAGGUCCUGUUGGGCCUACUGUCCCUUCGCCUAAGCAUUGCCAGCGAGACAAAUGACGCCGCUCCUGAGCAUGAUCUCGAGUAUCCGGAAAUCCGCAAGUUUUUCAAGGAGUUGCCCAGCACAUGGCUGAGUCCCGCUGCGCCUUCUCUCCAACAUCUCUCGCUCUGCUCGCGUGAAUACUCGGGCUUUUACCCUCACCUGGAUCUCUCCAAUCUGUUCUUUCCACGCCUGAAGACGCUAUCACUAGGAAACUUCUGUUUCUUUUAUGAUGGCCAAAUCGACUGGAUUCUGAAGCAUGGCGACACCCUCGAGGAAAUAUACUUCGAUGACUGCGCCAUCCUCUACGACUUUUGUAUGAUGGAAGAGAAUGUGGACGCCUGUGCUCUACCUAGGGACACUUUGGUGCGCCGCGAGGGCGGUGAGUCUUUGUAUGGUUCGUUCGAGAAGCGAUGGCACCAUAUUUUCGAUCUAUUUGCAGAGAAACUGCCAAAACUGCGCCACUUUCGAAUCGGCCGUAGUAAUUGGUACCCGGAUAUUCCAUUUGAGCAGGAGAGGGAUAUCAAGGUCGGACUGUAUUAUAAUCGGUACAUGUGCUGCUAUGAUGGAUAUGGCCCAUCGCCUUAUAUGGAAGGUGAGGAUCCCAAAGAACUCGCAAACCUUGAGUGGAGACCAUCACCAGAAUGUGACGAUGAGGAUCGCGCGGCACUGCGGAAACUAUUGGCAAAGCUUGGGCAAUCGGUCCAGGAAAGUUAUUCGAAUAGACACUGUGGUGGCCGUAUAGUGGAUCUUGUUCAGAGGAGAUACGGAUCCGCAGAGUGA